AUGUGGCAACGAGUGCACCGCUACAUCGUCUUCAAGAUCGACGAGAAGACAGGGCUCGUCGCCGUCGAAAAGGUCGGCGGCGCCGGCGAGAGCUACGACGACCUAACGGAUUCGCUUUCGGACGACGACUGUUGCUACCCGGUCUUCGAUUUUGACUUCGUCACCGUCGCGCAAGAUCUUCUUUCAUUGCCUGAGCGAAGAAGACAGUGA
Messenger RNA from Linum trigynum, 210 nucleotides. Lineage: Eukaryota; Viridiplantae; Streptophyta; Magnoliopsida; Malpighiales; Linaceae. The record is from the annotation of a GenBank genome assembly.